This is a messenger RNA of Aphanomyces invadans, 447 nucleotides long. RefSeq lists its product as hypothetical. The transcript has 4 exons. Bases 1 to 447 code for a protein of 148 amino acids. NCBI's taxonomy places the organism in Eukaryota, Oomycota, Saprolegniomycetes, Saprolegniales, Verrucalvaceae. The record is from RefSeq and is a predicted model, not a curated record.
AUGGCGCCAAGUGAAGCAUCGUCGCCCGUGUCCACCGGCGCGCUGUACGUGCCCAAAGCGCAUCCCCUCCAUGCACAGACUGCGUGGGGAUGUGCCAUCACGCGCAAGACAUCGCUGCUCUUGCCUGGCGAGACUCGACUCAAGUCCGACGAGGCGCUGUCGCAAGAGUUCUUUGAGUCCAUCAUCGACAGCGCACCGACGGCUGCCGAUCAAAAGGAUCGAGAAUAUCUCGUCACCCAACUCAUGCCAUGUCUCGUUCCAGCGUUGACGAGUUUGCUCCGCGCGGAAGACGAUGUCCAGAUGAGAAAGAGCCGCGGGGAGAACGUGCUUAGCAUCAAGCCGCUGGACUACCUCGCCAAGUACUUAUAUCGCCACAACCCCCGGCACGCGGAACCUUCGGACGAAACCAAGAUGUUGCAGCGCUUAGCCAAGAAACUCGUGGGAUAA